UCAAUUUUUGUUACGUUAAUAUUAUUUUUUUAAUUUAUUUAACAUGACUGAUCAUCAUACGAAAUCCAUUUCGAAACUUUUAUUUCAAAGCACGACUACGGCAGAAUGCGAUUGCUAUAAACCUGACAAUGUUUUUAAUAGAUUCAAAUUAAUAGAAUUCCCAAUAUCUUUCGUUGGGUUGUCGUCAACUCAAUACCUCGACGUAGAAGUAGAUUUAAAUACGUCUGCUUAUCUGAAAACUAUGCACGCCGGCAAAUUAUUGAAAUUCAAUGAAGCCCGUGAAAUAUCGGAAUCACACAGAGCGUUUGAUGUAACCCCAGUAGACAAAAGCACCAUACAGAUAACAUUUAAACCUCUACCAGAAUGCAUUACAAGAGCAAAGCGAGCAAAACAAUUUGACAACAGAUUUGUGUUUGAUCUGCGUUUGAUACAAGUAGACGGAAUUCGAUGUUGUAAUAACGAAUUUCAUUCUGAAGUUGGCCGUUAUUACAUUUGUGGAGAAUUUGAAUACUGUACCAUUAAUCAUUAUCCCAAAAAGCUUAACUUUGGCGAUAUUGUUAUGAAUGCAAAAUCAACAAAAUACAUAAGACUAAUAAAUGAAUCUAAACUAAAUGCCGCUAAAAUACAGUACAUCCGGAUAACUGGAUUUGAAGUCCAGCCUCAAAAAUGUUGUAUUCCUCCUAAUUCAUCGAAACGACUAUCAAUCACAAUGAGACCUACAUGUUUAAAAGUUAAUAAUACACUAACAUUUAAAAUAAGAAAUCCUCAUGAUCUUAAAGAUGAAAAUGAUGAAAAUUAUUUAAGAUACACAAUAAAGUGCAAUUUUAACAUAAUUUGCAAUAAACAUUUCAAUAAUGUUAUAGUAGAAUCAUUACACAAAUUAAAUCAACCAGAACCUCAUUAUACUUAUUUACAUGAAGAAUUGCAAAUACAUGCUAACAGACAAACCGCAGCUUCCAAAUAUUUACAGAUAUGCAAAAUGUCUCAUUUUAAAAAACCUGUAAAAAAAAAUGAAUGUACUGAGAAAAAGAUAUGCAGUCUAGAUACAUCGUUCAAUUCCACAACCACUGCAAAAAUAUUUUGCAAAAAAGAUUGUGAAUACAUUACGUCAUAUAAUCUUUUCGAUAUUUUACUAAGUCCAUUUUUUAUUGAUUUUGGUCGCGUUGGAUUUCUAACAUAUGGCGAACAAGAUCUGAUUAUUAAAAACAAUAGCAAAUAUAACAUAACUGUCAAGUUAUUAAACGAUCACUAUAUUCUUUAUACCGAUGAAAAAAUUAAAAAUGUGUCUUUCAAAUUAAAGACAAUGAGCACUGUCAGUUUAAAAAUAUUUUGUUUGGGUUUUGUUGAAGGUUACUAUAGAGGUACAUUUGAGUACACUAUAGAUGAGAAAUAUAAACUAAAACAUAAUUAUUGUCUUCAGAUAGGUAAUCCCACGUUAAUGAUAAUGGAGAAGAGCUUAAAAUUUGGUAUGGUUACAACUGAAAGUUUUAUUACAUCAGUUCCCAUUCGAAUAUAUAACUACUUUAAUAUCGCAGUUGAUUUUAAAUGGGAUGAACUGCAUCCAGAUACCCCUUUUGAUAUAAUACCCAAUUCUGGUACUAUCCCAAAACAUACUUGUAAAAUAUGUGAUGUGUUAUAUGUUUCUAGACCGAGUAAAACAAAAACACAUGAAGUUGAUUUUGUAUCUCAGAGUAAAACAAGUAAGGUAAUUCCCAUAGAACUUAAUAUAAUUACCAGAAAACUUUGUAUAAAAUUUUUACAAUCGACGGUUAUAUUCAAAGAUAUCGCACUAAAUUUAGAAACUAUUGAGAGGGUAAAAUUAGAAAACUCUUCUCGGGAAAUUGCUCUUUUUCACGUUGUAGAACCUCUCAUACCAGGUUUUAGAAUAGAACCUAUGUCUGGCACCAUACGGCCAAAAAUGAUAAUAACUUUUGAAAUUAUUGUAAAAAUUUCUUGCAUAUUAGAAUUUGCAUUUGAUAUUUAUGUCAAAAUAAAUAAUAAAGAAAAUAUCAUUCUUCCUGUUAGUGGAAACAUAGUUGAGCCAAGGUUAGUCAUCCAUCCUAAACAUAUCUACAUGUCUCGAGUACCUUGUAACAUGAUAACGUACGUUCCAGUUACGUUUCAAAAUUUUAGUACUCUAAAAAGCACAGUAGAAAUCUUGGACACGGGAGAUGAAAAUAUAUUUAAUGUUUAUUCUGCUCAAGGUAACGAUAAACAAAAAAUUAUAGAGUUUCAUAUAGAAGGCGGACAAUCUAAAACAGUUUUUAUAAAAGUUUUUGAUGUAUUUCGUAGAGAGUACGAAAUGUACAUACCAUUCAAGAUAAAUAGGCUUUUAGGACCACCAGAUCAAAAUUCAUGCUCGACAGAUCUUCAGUAUUACAUUAGUCAAUAUGAACAGCUUUAUGAAAAUAACUCAAAAGUUAGAUUGAAAUCUAUAAGUAAAGAUAUCAGUUUUUGUAAAGUAACUGGAGUCAUUACUGUACCCUGGAUACAACUUUCGCCAGAAAAGUUCGAAAUUGAAUAUAUUCAAAAUGGUACUAAUGCCAUAGAAUUCACAAUGACAAAUGUAUCAAAAUAUUAUUUAUUUAUUACUAUAUUAAUAUCAAAGUUAUCGCCAAAUUUUACUUUGCAUUUGAGAACAGAAGAAAAUCAAUCUGCUACAAAUGAAACUCAAAUAAAAUUUGAAUUAGAACGCAAGAAUCAAGCUGGUUUUUGCUUAAAAUUUCAUCCUAAGGGACAUGGAAUAUUUGCCUCUACUGCUAUAUUAUAUCUAGAUAAACAUAUGACUACACCUUACUAUAAUCUAACAUUUAUUGGAAAACGACAAGCGCCUAUAAUGAUACCAAGCACUUAUCGCAUAGUGUUUCCUCCGUGUUAUGUUGGAACAACAAUUUCUCGCAUAAUUAAUCUAAAACUGGAAGCUAAAUCUGAUUUGGAAUCAUUUUCUUGCGUAUCUCAAGAUGAGCCUAAUCUGACUGUCAAAUUUAUUGACUUAGAAGCAAUACCGAGUGGACAUGAAUAUCACACAAUAGUGCAUAUAGAAAUAACAGUCUGUUGCCAAGUCACUUAUUCUCGUAAUUUAACGCUUACUUUUAACCAUGAAAGUGGUUCGGGUUGUGAAAUCGAAACUAGCUUUUGUUUCACUUACUGUCCAUUGACUUUGCAUACAAGAUUCUUAGUUAAACCAAUAGAUAAUCCUUAUCCAUACUUUCCCAUUAGUACCCAAAUUGAACUCUAUGAAUAUCUUGAAACAUGUUCUAAAUUUCUAGAAAAAUGGAUGUUUCAACAAGGGUUCCGUAGAGAUUUGUACCCAGUUAUUCCUGAUACUUUUCAUGCCAUAUCGUCAGCUAUAUCAUCUCAACCAGGUACUAAAACUAAAGGAAUGAAUGUUUCUUAUUUGAACUUUGUGAGAAGAAUUGCAGGUCCACUGAUGAAGCAUAUUCGAAAAAUAUCGCUGCAUGGUAUUGAUGAUUCUUUUAAAAGUGUUAAAGAAAUACAUGAUACAUAUAGAGAAAUUAUAAAUUUAUUAAAAUCACGUGGUGCAAAUCUCUGGGUACUGCAAGCAAGAUUCCUUUUAAGUUUUGACCAAUUUGUUAUAUAUUCUGAGAACGUAACACCUAAAUAUAAUGCUGACAUUAUUUUGACAAGAGAACUUUUAGCUGACAUGCAAUUAUUCAAUAGACUUAACAAGCAGAGUUGGAUUGAUUUUAUUUUACAGAGUUAUAAAGUUUUCGUAAUGGAUAGUUGUUUUUUCGAUUGUGUGUGUGUUAGUUCUCAACGUAGAGAUAUUAUAAAAAUUUUAAUAGAUUGGUAUAACGACCAAAUAGCACUACAACAAGAAACAUUACUGGGAAAAAGUAAACCGUAUAAAAUAAUUGAAAACAUAACUUCAGACUUAUCAGAUGGAAUAGCUCUAGCAUCAGCAAUAAUAAGUUAUUGUCCAUUUAUGAAGGAUUAUUUUACAAUAUUCUGUAAAGUUGAUGAAGAGAACAAAGAAGGUAGCAUUAUUAAUAAUGCCUGUCUGAUAAUUGAAGCAUUAAAUUUAUUACGACUGUAUUUUCCCCUGACUAGUAGAGAUUUACUACAGCCGAAUUUUUUACAAAUGUUAUUUUUAUCAAUCCAUUUAUAUGUCACUUUGCCAAUGUUUAAACCAAAGGACUUUGUUAAUUUUAAUCCACCUCUGUUAAGAAGUUCAACUCGACAGGUAGCAAUUGCACCUGCAACUCAAGAGUAUUUAAUUUUUAAUUAUAUUAUUCUUAAUAAUAUAAAAAACAACUUUACAGUGGAAAAGGCUCCAACUAGUGAAAACGGUAAAAAAAUGUUUUUGAGUGUAAAAUAUAUCGCUAAUUUUGUUAGUGAAGAAACAUGUAUUCUUCUUAUUCAUGGGUACAAUAAAACAAGAAUUUUUGACACUUAUGUAGUAAUCACACUACAUGGACACAUCGGCGCUUUAAAUCCAUUAAGAAAAUGUAAAGUAACUGGACCUUUAUACCGUCCUAUUAAAGUAGAUAUUUUAGUAUCUUCUCCAUUUGCUAUGACUUCAACUUAUCAAUUAUAUUUAACAGACAAUGAACCUACGAUUCCAGUUAUUUUUGAAUAUAGAAAAUGUCCUAGAUUUUACUUACGUCGACUCAACCUUAUUGACAAUGAAAUAUCUUUAAGUGGUUUACCUAAAGAAAGUGGUCAAGAAAUUCAAGAACAUAAGUUAUAUUUACAAUUGAUUUGUCUUAGUACCCAAACAGGAAACUCGUGGAUUUGGUUUACAAGUGAUGUAGGACAAUUUUUUGUUAGAGUAACUUCACAGCCUAGAUGGGAUUUAGCAAUAGAUACUUUGCAAGCAAAUGUUCACUCAUGGCCUAUGGAUCCUUGCAGCUGUGGAGAAGCCUGUGAAUGUUAUAGAACUACAGUUUUAAUGAUACCUCAUCGCAAUGAUCUUAUGAUCAAAUCUUUGCGAUACGCUCUGCUUGAACAUGCAUCUAUUAUUAUGAUGCAAGUAUUUGAUCAAUUAAUUGAAACAUCGACAGGAAAGAUAAUUCUUGGAAUGUUACUGACUGAAGGUGGCACGAAUAUGUUGGACGUGCAACAUAUUCUCCGCAAUGAAAUUACGUAUCGUGUAUCUUCGCGAACGCUUUUUCCUCGCCUGGAUUCUGUAACGUUAGCGCAACACACAUCUGCCACCUUACCUCUACCAAUCACGGUCUCAGCACAGGAUAAGUCAGAAAAAUACUCUGUGACAUUGACCUCUAACUGUGGAAUGGAUAUACGUACAUAUAGAAUUCUCUUCAUAGAAACGUCCGAAAAUUUCUCUAAUUUAUAAUUCGGUAUCUAUUAGCAAAGUUUUCAAUUGUGUUUAUUUCAUGUUUAAAUAUAUUAUUUUGUUAAAAUUUGCAGGAUACAAAAUUAUUUUUUGUUCUUAAAAUUAUCAUUUACUGAAGUUAUUUGGAAAUUAAUUCAAUUCAAUAUCUAAAUUUGCGAACAGCUGUGUCAGCGCAUAGCUUUGUCAUCUAUCUGGAAACUUAAAUUUUACUUAUCUAUUUAACAAUCCAUACUGCGAAUAUAUUGCAACAAACAAGUGCUGCUCAAAUUAUGAUAUACAUUUUAAGUUGAUGUAAUAUAAUAAUUGUAAAACUUUAUUUAUACAAUCUUUUUGCUGUAACUCGUACACUCAUCUUAUCUAGGGUAGUGUUACAAAUAUAGAAUCUGUGUCGAAUUGAAAAUGUUUGAAAACCUAAAAGUAUGGACAAUACUAUAUAUAUUUCAUACUAUUAAAUGCUAAAAUUACAACCCUUAGAGAAACUUUCGAAUAAUGAGGAGUAUUGUCAGUUAGUCGGUUUGGCUUUUCCUAUGUAGAGAAAAUUAAAAUAACAAUAGGUAUUUCUUUGGUUAAUACGCAACGUUAAUAUUUACUUCUUAUAAUUUGAAUUCAACAAAACACGAUGACAAUGGACAUUUUUAAUUUUAAUGUUUAAACGCCUUUUUAUAUGAUUAAUUCAUCUUUUUGCAUAUUAAUGUUGCAGAUUUUGUAUUCUCUGUAAUUACGAAAUUACCAAAUAACAUAUCUUUAAAAUCAUUAAAGAUAUUAUGUAGCAAUAAUAAUUAAAUGUUAA
Achroia grisella is the source of this 6107-nucleotide messenger RNA. RefSeq lists its product as uncharacterized. Gene Ontology annotation, molecular function: protein binding. The record is from RefSeq and is a predicted model, not a curated record. The transcript has 5 exons. The coding region runs from base 44 to 5317 and encodes 1757 amino acids. Lineage: Eukaryota; Metazoa; Arthropoda; Insecta; Lepidoptera; Pyralidae.